Symbiodinium pilosum is the source of this 466-nucleotide messenger RNA. The record is from the annotation of a GenBank genome assembly. NCBI's taxonomy places the organism in Eukaryota, Dinophyceae, Suessiales, Symbiodiniaceae.
GACAGAGUGGUUUUCAGAGUGGCCUCCACAGAGCAGGAGCCUCGCUCCUGGCCGGAAGCAGGUCGCGGACAUCCUGGCUCGCGAAGUCGAGAGGCUCGGCGACGCAAGCAAAGUGUUCCUGGGGGGUUCCUCACAGGGAUGCAUCCUGGGCCUUGACGUUUUCGUUCGCUCCCCGCAUGACUUGGGUGGCUUCUGCGGCAUUCUGGGCUACUGGCCGCGCUGCAGUAAUGAGGCCCUGGCGAGUAUGCGUCCGCAGCUGAAAUUGCGGCCGGUGCAGCUCGUGAAUGGACAGAAGGACACGGUAGUCAACUGCGACGAAGCUCGUGCCAGCUUUCAGGAGCUUCGAACAGCUGGGAUGACCUUGAAUGCCAUAGAGGUGGCGAAGAUGGACCACCACGCCGGAGAAGCUGAGGGCCAGUACCUUCGUAUCUUUUUGGAGAAAGUACUACCUGGACCCCAAAAGUAG